Didymella exigua CBS 183.55 is the source of this 924-nucleotide messenger RNA. RefSeq names its product nuclear transcription factor Y subunit C-3. The transcript is spliced from 5 exons. Bases 1 to 924 code for a protein of 307 amino acids. Gene Ontology annotation, cellular component: CCAAT-binding factor complex; nucleus. Gene Ontology annotation, molecular function: DNA binding; protein heterodimerization activity; DNA-binding transcription activator activity, RNA polymerase II-specific. Gene Ontology annotation, biological process: regulation of DNA-templated transcription. Lineage: Eukaryota; Fungi; Ascomycota; Dothideomycetes; Pleosporales; Didymellaceae. The record is from RefSeq and is a predicted model, not a curated record.
AUGGAUCAGCUCCAAGGUCACAACCAGCAGAAGAUGCGCACAGCGCCAGCUGCACCGAGGCGGUACGAUGGGCAGUCGGGUAACCCUCUGUAUGAUCCCGCUAACGGCGGUCACUAUGGUGCCUCUGCUGCUAUCGCUGCGCAAGGCCACGCACCCGACCCACAGCUGUUCACCCAGUCAUGGCAGAAUGUCAACCAGGGCCUGACAGGUAACUAUCGCGACAUCCUCAACACGUACUGGCAACAACAAGUUACGAAGCUCGAGACCGACGAGCACGACUACAAGCUUCACCAACUUCCGCUGGCGCGCAUCAAGAAGGUCAUGAAAGCCGACCCCGAAGUUAAGAUGAUCUCAGCGGAGGCGCCCAUCUUAUUUGCGAAGGGCUGCGACAUCUUCAUUACAGAGCUCACCAUGCGCGCAUGGAUACACGCCGAGGAGAACAAGCGUCGAACGCUUCAGCGAUCUGAUAUUGCGUCCGCACUCAGCAAGUCAGACAUGUUCGACUUCCUCAUCGAUAUCGUUCCACGAGAGGAGGCACACCCUCACAAGAGAGGUGGUGGACAAGGCACUGCUCCUGUGCAGUCAUCGGCGGCGCAAGUACCUCCGGGUGGCAUGCAGCCGCAAGUGCACGCACAACACCAGAUGCCUCCCCCAGACUAUGGAAUGGGCCAACACAUGCAGCCACAAGAGGACUUCCGCCAGCCGAACAUGUACACAGGUGCUGUGCAGGCUGACCCCAACGCCUACGGACAGCAGCACAUGUUCGACCAGGGAGUAUAUGGAGGUUACCCCAUGCCGCAGCAGAUGUACCCCGUUGGCCAGCGAGGACCGGACCCUGCUGGAGCAGGGGAUCACCAAGGCUACCGUGGUGACGCCGAAGCAGAUGCUGAUGCUGAAGGCGAGAGGGAAGACUUUGGCCCUUGA